Molecule: messenger RNA, 1221 nt
Organism: Anguilla anguilla (European eel)
Lineage: Eukaryota; Metazoa; Chordata; Actinopteri; Anguilliformes; Anguillidae
Exons: 6
Coding region: 28-1071 (347 amino acids)
Biological process (GO): response to bacterium
Source: RefSeq, a predicted model, not a curated record
AAGCCCAGCCGGAGGAGUGGGAGAAAGAUGUGUGCGAUUAGAAUCUGCCUGUGCGUGCUGGUUCUCGGGAAGUUGUAUCGGACACAGACCGAAGGCUUAGCUCAGCCAGUUCUCCUGCUAACAGCUCAGCUUGGAGACACUGCAACGCUGCGGUGCUUCUUUGCUAAAGAGAAAACCGCAAUCAAAGUAUUGUUCAAGCAAACUGUGGGCCACACACCUGAGCUCGUAUUGUCAUCAGUUAAAUAUGGAAAUGAUGUCACCUUUUACAGUGAGUUUAAAGAUGACCCACGCAUUACAGCUCACAUGCACAAUGGAAUACUGAAUUUAAUCAUCUCCAAAACCCAACCAUCAGACUCAGGGAUGUAUUACUGUGGGAAAAUGUAUUCAACAACCGUGGAGUUUGAUAAAGGAAUGUUUCUUAUACUACAAGGGUCAGAGUCACACAGCAGGACAGUAGUACUUCAGCAGCCCGAGUCUGAGUCAGUGCAGCCAGGAGACUCUGUGACCCUGCAGUGUACAGUACACACUGAGACCUGUGCAGGAGAACACAGUGUGUACUGGUUCAGACAGGGCUCAGGAGAGUCCCCUCCAGGAAUCAUUUACACCCAUGGAAACAGGAGUGAUGAGUGCCAGAGGAGCUCUGGGGCUGUGUCUCCCACACAGAGCUGUGUCUACAACUUCCCCAAGAGGAACCUCAGCCUCUCUGAUGCUGGGACUUACUACUGUGCUGUGGCCACCUGUGGGGAGAUCCUGUUUGGGAACGGAACCAAGCUGGAUGUUAAGGGGAAUGAACAUCUGCCUCUUUAUUGCUUGGUGGGAGCUCUGGCGUUGAGUGUGAUCUUAAACAUUGUCCUUGCUCUGAACAGAAGAAAAAGCUGUGAGAAUUGCAAAGGAGCUGCAUCAACGAACCACGUGUCCAGAGAAGACUUGUCAAGCGAACAGUAUGAAGAGGAAGCAAUGAAUUACGCUGCUUUGACUUUCACCACCAAGAAACCCAAAGUGAGGCGGAACAAGAGGGAAGUGGAGAAAGAAACGGUUUACUCCGAUACGAGAUUUAGAGACCGCGAGUGAAGCUUUCCGUGAAAAUUCGUCUUCAUCACAAGAAUAAUCACUGUUUAUCAAACAUUUUUUCACUAGCAUUGGUGAACAUAAUAAUGUGUGGCUGUAAAUGACAUAGACCUACGGGAUUUUCCUUUUUUUAAACUAAGAGCUUGUGCUUGU